AUGGCUUCCACCCAAUCCGCCUUCGCGGGAACCAUUCCGGCUCCGAAGGUUAGGGUAGUUGCAAAAAUUCGUGGGUUUUCGGAUCCAGAUACCAGUUUCGAAGCCUCCAGAACUGUCGACUGGGUUUCGGUGACCACAGAAAUUUCCGGGGAAGUUACCAUCUCCUUUAAAGAACAAUCUUCUAGUCGGUAUUCAGUUGACUAUUGCUACAACGAACAUGAAGAUAAUGAGGUAAUCUAUUCAAAGGAGGUGAAACCUCUUGUUUCGGCUGCUUUUGAAGGUAUUAAUAGCACGGUUAUUGUUCAUGGAGCUAGAGGCAGUGGCAAAACUCAAUUAAUUCAGGGCUCUUUGGAGAAAUCGGGUUUGGCAAUGCUGGCUAUUUCGGAGUUUCUCUCGGUGACUGAGAAAAAUGGAAAAUCUAUAGCAGUUUCUUUCUAUGAGGUUGAUCAUCAAGACCAUGCUACUGAUUUAUUAAACCCAGAACAAUCACCAAUUUUGGUGCUUGAAGAUCACGGAAGAAUUCUGUUUAAAGGGCUUACUCAAACUCCUGUGAAAUCCAUUGCUGAGUUUCAGAAUUUAUACAUCACAGCAUGUUCUGCACACACGGCUGCACCCAAAAAAGGAUUUGAGCCUGCACCCAAAAAAGGAUUUGAGCCUGCUCGGAGAAGCCACUUGGGAUUAAUUGUUCAUGUCUUUGAACAUAAUAAAAGUGUAAAUGGUCUUGUGAGCAAAAUGAAUUUUGUUGAUAUGGCAGGUUAUGAAGAUGCUAGAAAGAAAAGUGGCGAUGCUUCUGGUGUUGCUGAGAAUAACAAAAUUAACAAGUCAAUUUACGCCUUACUGAAUGUUUGUUAUGCUUUGAGCGCAAAUGAAAGUCGUGUCCCCUUUCGGGAAAGUAAACUCACACGCAUGUUGCAGGACUCCUUGAGGGGAACUAGCAAAGUUUUGUUGGUUUCGUGCUUGAACCCAUCAUUUUGCCAAGACACCGUUUACAUGCUUACCUUAGCAUCACGGUCAUGUCAAAGGUCUCAUCGGAUGCCCUUUGGUUCCACGAUGAAAAGUGCUAGUUCAACCAGACAGUCAGUGAACUUAGAUUCCACAAAGAAAAUUGCAAGUUCAGCAAGACAAACAGUUACCUUAGAUUCCUCAAAGAAAAGUGCAAGCUCAGUAAGACAGAUAGUUACCUUAGAUUCUACAAAGAAAAAUGUGAGUUUAGUAAGACAGACAGUAACCUUAGAUUCUAUAAGGAAAAGUGCAAGUUCUGUAAGACAGACAAAAACCUUAGAUUCAAUAAGGAAAAGUGAAAACUCAGUAAGGCAGACAAAAACCUUAGAUUCCACAGAGAAAAGUGCAAGUUCAGUAAGGCAGACAAAAACCUUAGAUUCAGCAAGGAAAAGUGAAAAUUCAGUAAGGAAGACAACAACCUUAGAUUCAACAAGGAAAAGUGAAAAUUCAGAGACAAAAACCUCAGUUUCCGCGAAGGAAAGUGCAAGUUCAGCAAUGCAGUUCGUGACUAUUCGUAAAAACAAGAUACCCAAAAGUGUUUCUGCAUCAACAAAGGAAUUACCAGGUUCCAUAUCUCAGAUAUAUGAUGAAGAAACAUGUGUUGUUGCUAUGAAGUCUGAAAUACAAGGAAGGAAAUUGUUUGAUGAAGUCAGUCACUCUGCUGCUAAAGCCGAGAAGGUUGACUCAUCUUUGAACGCUAGCAGUGAAGUGGAACUUGAUCCCAUAGUGGAAAAGGGUACUUCUUUUGAGGAUAAAGAGGAGAUGCAUUAUCUCAUUAAUUACUCCAAAGAUUUGUCAAUAGCUAACGAAGGUGAAAACAUGAACAAGGAGAACAACAACUUAAUGGAAAAUGAAGAUUUUUCACCACCCAUUAGUUCUCAAUUGCGUGAACUUCAAUCUCUCGUUUCAUCAACUCCAUUAUGCAUGCAGUUACUAGAGGAGAAAUUCAUUUCACCGGAUGAUAAUCAGAUUUCUACUAAAACUGCAGAACUAAGAACUUCUGAUACUGAAAACCUAGAUGUAAUGAAUAAUAAAAGUUUUUGGGAAACAUUCAACCUGCAUGGUUAUGGAAUGAAGAAUUCUACUGAAGUUACAGAACCAAGAACUCUUGAUAUUGAAAUACCAGAUGUAAUGAAUGGCAAAAGUCCUUGGGAAACAUUCAACACGCAUGGUUCUGGAAUGAAGAAUUCUACUGAAGUUACAGAAGAACCAAGAACUCCUGAUAUUGACAUAAGAACUUCUGAUAUUGACAUAUCAGAUGUAAUGAAUACCAAAAGUCAUUGGGAAACAUUUAACUUGCAUGGUUCUGGAAUGAAGAAUUCUACUGAAAUUACAGAACCAAGAACUCCUGAUAUUGACAUACGAGAUGUAAUGAAUACCAAAAGUCCUUGGGAAACAUUUAACUUGCAUGGUUCUGGAAUGAAGAAUUCUCUUGUUAAAGACUACCUUAGAAUUUUAAACACAGCGGAAAAGGAUGAACUAAAGAAGUUAAAGGGAAUUGGAGAGAAAAGAGCAAACUAUAUACUCGAGCUUCGUGAAGAAUCGCCGGAACCUUUCAAGAGUCUUGAUGAUUUGAAGGAUAUUGGACUUUCUGAAAAACAGAUUAAGGGAAUGAUGAAGAAGGAAGUUGGAGAGCUUUUCAAUUAG
Molecule: messenger RNA, 2649 nt
Organism: Vicia faba (fava bean)
Lineage: Eukaryota; Viridiplantae; Streptophyta; Magnoliopsida; Fabales; Fabaceae
Source: the annotation of a GenBank genome assembly